CAGUUCCGCUCUCGGUGCUAAUAUGACGCGCCGGUUGCACGGAAGACGCCGGUCAAGUUGCACAUUAAAUUAGACAGUUGUUCCUGUUGGUUCUCUGUAUUCACAAGAUCUUGUUAUCUUUAUUGACUGUGUACAAAUAUUUUGGACUACACCCGUGUUCGUCUUUAGACAUCAACAUUCCUAGAAGUCAGUGAGGUGUCCGGUCGCAUGCUGCUGCUGAUGCUGGUGGUGGCGGCCGGCGCGCGCGCCGUCGCCGCCGCGGACCUCUGCUCGCUGCACCUCAUCCCCUCCAACACCACCUACAUGCAGUUCACCAAGGAACCGGUCCCGCUCGAGUACGGAUUCCAGGGCCAGUUUAAAAGCAUCCACUGCUGCGUGAAAGGAUACCGAAGCAUCGAAUGGUUCAAAGACGGCAUACCGUACCCAUGGCCGGCGGGUUUGUCCAACCUCAUCCUGUACCCAGAGGCGGGCAACCAGACGCUCUACGUGCGGCGCGCAUCGCGCUCCGACUCCGGCGAGUACGUCUGCCGCGUGUCCAACCAGACCCACACGCAGGACCAUCUCAUCACCCUGCAGAUCUUCAGUAAAGUUACCAAUGCUCCAAGAACAAUGUAUGUGAGCCGAGAUCAGUCGGUUGAAGAGGGCGCACCUCUUCGCUUGUUCUGUGAAGCUCUGAUUGAAAGGACUCAUCUGGCCGAUGCAGUCAGCGAUUUAAAAUGGAAGAGAGUUUGGCCGAAUGGGACCGAAGGGGACUUGCUGCCCACUCAAAAAGAAAUAAACACAUCUCGGGAGGACGUGCCGAACAUCUUCGGAUCGUACUUAAUGGUGGACCGCGUGUCGCCGGCCGACUACGGCAAGUUCGUGUGCGUCGCGCACAGCAACAACGUGCCCGUGCGCUCAUUCGUCGUCGUCAGCCCUCCCCUGCCGCCGGAAGAGCCGUGGCACGUAGACUCGGUGCCGUGGCGCGCGCUGGUGCUGGGCGGCGGCGCGCUGGCGUGCGUGGCGCUGGCCGCGGCCGCGCUGCACCGACGCUGCACGCCGCGCCUGCGGCUGCUGGCACGCCGCGCACGCGCUCUUGCCACCACGCCGGCUCAGAGAGCGCGAGUGCUGGGCAAGGAGUUCGACGUGCUGGUGUGCUGGACGCCUGUGGACCGGGAACUGGUGCGCGGCGCGCUGCUGCCCACGCUUCAGCACAAGUAUAAGUACCGCGUGCAUGGCAUGCAAGUGCCCACCGAGCCUGACCAUUGGUACCAUGAGCUGGAGGGCGGGUGCGCGCGCUGCCGGGCGCUGGUCGCCGUGAUGUCGCCCGCGCAGUACUCGCCCGCGCAGCUGCUCAUGUCGCUGCGCCAACUGCGCGCGCUGCCCACGCCCCCCGUCGUCGUGCUGCUACAGGAUCUGCCGGACCUGAAACGCGAAGCCAAAGAUUCUGGAGAAACUUUGGUGAAUAUCUUGCGACGCACGCGGCUGAUCCCCUGGCGCAGCCUGCAGGACCGCGAGUUCUGGACCCAGCUGCGUCUCGCACUGCCCCUGCCGCCGCCCUCGUCACCGGCGCCCGCCUCCCCUCAACACAGUGGCCAGAAUCUGAUCCCUGCUGAAACUGAAGACAAUACGAAUUCCCGAUCCGGUAGUCUUACAGCUCUCGUGGUGUAAACGUAAACGACGAGACAAACGGAUUCUCAGCAAGCUUCGAGUUGGGUUGGCUUCUACAUUCGAAACUAGCGCUACAAUUAACACAAUUUAGUCACUGUAAGCUUGUUAUUAAAUAGAAAUAAUCAUAUCAAAUAGUCACAAAUACAUUAAUGAGCAAAGAAAACGGGUAAUUGCAGAAUGUCCAGUAUGAGCUAACCCAUAUUCAUUGCUCGUGAAUAUACCUAUGAAAAAAAAAUUAAAAUUUCAAGCCGUAGUCUUAUAUUUAUAAGAUGAUAACGCAUCUCUGUAUUCUGAAAGUUAUUUGUUGCGUUUGAGGUAAAUCGUUAGAAGUAAGUAUUUAAGUAAUUAAUUUAUUAUUUAAUUAAUCAAACCUUAUAUUACAAUAUCCUAAAUCAUGGCUGCUGAUAGGCCACGCGUGGCUAGAGCCUUCAUGUUCAUUGGCGGUACCUAAGUUGUGGAAUAUUAAAAUAGUGUCGCGACCUGCGGAAAAAUAGCAUUUAAUCCAAUUUAUCUUUCUCUAGUGUUUGGAAACUAUUAAGUUAAACAGUACCUAAUAUAUAGUUGAACUGAGCUCCACUUUUUCGGUCAGAUUAUACAAGUAGACAGUUUUCAAAGAUCUCUAAGUAAUCUUAAUGUUAUUUUAACCUUUUCGCCGCCAUUGACUUGAUAUAAAUUUAGUACCUUACCUACAUUUCGUGCUCCACACUCCACUUGAUAUAUUAUAGGUACGGGUUGUCUACGUGCAAUUUAUGACAUAUAUACUUUAUUACUUCAUUGACGUGGCGGCGAAAAGGUUAAACACUUGUGUAUACGAUUAUUUGGUACCAAUUAGCGUUAUAAUAUAAUAGAAAUGUUAUAGUUAAUGUGCCAAAAUAUUUCGACUUUUUACAAUUAUAAAUUACAAUAUAUAUACGAAUAAGUAAGAAAUUUUACGAUGUUUUAAUUAUUUCUAAGAACUGAACUGUGCCGCGCGAUUUAGAGGUACCUAAUAAAAGACUGAAUUCGAGCUAUCACAGGGUAAAAUUCAGUGGCCCGUUCACAACUUACACAAUUUUAAUGCAACGACCUUAGGACGUUUGCCUUUAUUUUAUUUAUAGUCGGUAUUAACCCUCGGAUUGGGGCCUGUGAUAAUAAUAAAAUGGAACUAGUUUACGCUGGGACAAGUAUACGUAUGUACUACAUACAUAGCUAAGGUAUUGCUCAAAACUAUUCAGUUGUGUUGAAUUCCUUUGCAUUUGCACAAUCAGAUCAUUGAUCUAUUUUGUAUCCUGAAAAAAAAACCGAGUAAAUUGUACCUACUGUAAGACAUUAUUUUUGUUUAUAGUUAUCUAAAUUAGAUACCUAUGUGUAUGUAACAAUACUAACCGAAGCGAAGUAUAUUUUUUUGCCACAAUUGUUAACAGGUGGCUGAUGUCCAUAUUGGG
Molecule: messenger RNA, 3074 nt
Organism: Cydia strobilella
Lineage: Eukaryota; Metazoa; Arthropoda; Insecta; Lepidoptera; Tortricidae
Exons: 11
Coding region: 208-1650 (480 amino acids)
Source: RefSeq, a predicted model, not a curated record